AUGUUUGUUUUUAAUAACUUUAAUCUCGUACUUGAAGGAGAUUUGGCGCUAAAAGAAGAAUUCUGGAAUCUGCAUGAGUUCAAGCAAUCGGAAGUAGGACACCUCUUAAUAAAUAUUUCUGGAAAUGGCUUUCCACAUGAAAUUAAAGAUGGAAUAAUCUCAGGGAAAGGAAUUGCCAUCGAGUUUGACAAUAUUAAAACGGAAUGUAUGAAAUUAAAUGGAGUUCAUGAUAGUUGGCAAAAGGCUAUUCGAAUCUCACGAUCAUUAAUGAAAAAACCAGAAGACGAAAUUUUAAACCUCAAAAUUAGUGAUCAUUACCGGCCAAAUCAAAAGACAGUCCAAAAUUCAUGGGUAUCUACCAAUAAUGUGGAUUUAUUAACCUGGUGGAAAAGUAAUUUUGGAGAAGAUAAGCAAGAAACGCAACGACUAUUUAGAGCCUUUAAUGAAACAAAAUGA
Entrophospora sp. SA101 is the source of this 456-nucleotide messenger RNA. The record is from the annotation of a GenBank genome assembly. NCBI's taxonomy places the organism in Eukaryota, Fungi, Glomeromycota, Glomeromycetes, Entrophosporales, Entrophosporaceae.